CAUCGUUAAAUAAAACAUUUCUUUCUUUCCAAUAGCCAAUGAUUAAUUAAUUAAUGUGCUCAUGUAGUGCUGUUAAACAAAAUAAACUUUAACUGUAACACUGGCGAAAUGUAACAUUGCAACUAUAAUAAUGGACCUUUAAAGUGUGAUAAACUGCAUGGGCAGGACCAAAAGAGUAGAACAUAGAUAUGUAUACUAAUUAUAUAUAUAUAUAUAUAUAUAUAUAUAUAUAUUUAUUUAUUUAUAUAUAUUUAUUUAUUUAUUUAUUUAUUUAUUUAUUUAAUAACUUGUGGUGCUUAAAACAGUGCCGUCGUAGCUUCUAGUACAUAUAUUUAUACUACUUCUAUCACACAGAUAAACCGGGUAAAAGCUACAAUUGUUAUCAACAAUACAUAGUAGGUGUAAUACAUGUGUGUAGUUAAACAGUUAUCAGUCAGUGAAGAUACUUUGACCCCACACGAGGCAGCUCUACUCCCCCUACACAGAAAACAAAAAUGAAGGUAUGGUAUCUGUUACUAGUGGGUGUCGCUCUGUUGGUACGACAGUCGGAAGCAGUACAGCCAUUCUGUACCACCAAUCCAUCGGUAACAGUUUCCCCUAAUGAUCCAAGACUUCCAGCCUUCCUUCCUCCCCAGUUCCAGACGGUGAUAGAAGGCAGCAUCAUCAACAGCGGCAUGACCGUGGUAGCCAAGGAGUACUCGGACUCGGCUGCGGGAAUGGCGCGUAUGGAUAUGACCAUUAACAAUCAAGUGUAUACAGCGAUCGUAAACUACAACACCAACCAGUCUUACCACAUCAACAAUAAUGCCAAAUGUACUGUAAUGAAUAUAUCGACAGACGACGAUGCUGUUUUGCUGGGAAAUGGAUUUGGGUCAAUGAAGCAUGGGUUUUCCACUCAAAGCAUGCUUAGGUUUGCACAGCGAUAUGGUGAGCAAUACAUCGGCAAGACAACAGUUCGCGGAAUCAAGGUCGACCACUGGAGGUCAUGUUUGAACUGGACUUCAUUCUCAGACAUCUUUACUUUGGACUACUAUUUCACAGACAGUAAUUGGACAACUUUAGAUACAUCACUUCAGAUCCCAGUUCGCGCCGAGAUAAAAGGAGAGCAGUAUGCCCCUAAUGGAAGUGUUUACUACAGUUUUCACCACAUAUAUGAAUAUGUUUCAUUUCUUGCUUCCAUAGAGGACCCAUAUAUUUUUGAGACCCCGCCAGGCGUGGGAUGUCCAAAUCGGAAAAGCGGCCGCUCCAUGCCCAAGUUGAAGCCACAGUACCAGUACCGGGAGGAGGUUGUGGACCAGUCGGGAGCCAUGCUCAUACAGACUGAUAUAUGGUACGAUUAUGGAUAUAAACUGGUUCGUUAUGACUACCGGCCAGUGGAACCAGGCUAUCCAUUCUGGACUCAAAAUCCACUCUCGAGAAUUCAAGACUAUAAUACAGGUGCCUCCUACGUAAUCGACCAUGUAUUCGGAAACUGUACAAUUGAGCCUAUCGCCAACUCGACCUGGGACGCCAUCCACACAGCAUCUUCGAAACAAGCUUUGACCUUGCGUAACCCCGAACAACUCUUCUAUCUCGAUAACACAUUUGCCUAUGCUGGACAGAGACCUACACGAGGCAUCCUAUGCGACGUGUAUGCAAGCUUUAAGAACGGCACCACUAUGGAGAUCUACUUUCUGUCAAAAGACUGGACAGCCACCGACAACACGGGAAUUGAUCCUACAACACCUGAUGUUCCAGUCCAGUUUUCCAUAACAUAUUCUGACAAUACGCAGAUGUUGUACAAUCUGUAUGACUUUGACCAAGAACAUCCGAAUAUACUCAAUGCUUUUGACAUUACUCCCUGCUACUCAGACGAAGACAAAAUUAGCUUCCGUAUUAGCUUUCCAUACAAUGCUGGGUCCGUCUUGAAGGUGUACAAGAGGGCGUUUCAGGCCACGUGUCUCGAGCUGCUAUCUAAACUGGGACAGCUGUCACCAGUGAGAAUUCAGAAAACAGAGGUACACUGGACGUUCGACCACAUCUACUUUCUCGCAACAAUCGUCGGAAUGGCACCAUCCAUAGCAAAGUUUCAAAAGUGGUCCGGUUUAAUGGCCAAUUACCAAGACGACAUGAACUACCAGCAGAUAGGCAGCGCCACAACGUGUGCUGACCUCUGCGACCAACAGACCAGAGGCACGUGCAACAGUUUCGACUACUGUCCCAAGAGCCAAGUCUGCUCUCUCAGUGGUCUAUACACGUCUGAUGGCAAAAAGCUCUCCAAUGCACCAACCUGCAGUCAUUUUUCACGUGUGCUGACGGGCCCGGUGGAUCACGAGGUUGCCAGUGGAGAUGCCUACAAAGUAAUCAAGGAUGGCGUGUACAGAGGGGGAUUCCUCAUUCCUAUCAAAUUUCCAGGCGUGAAUGAAGUCUACAGGGCGUCCGACAUCACUGAUAAAAUAAUAAGAAACCCAGUUGCUGGAAAACCAGUUGUGAAGUCAAUCCACCACUUCACGGACCACAUCAACAAGCAGGUCCGCGGGUUCGAUGACCUCAUCCUGACCGGGCUGGCGGUGGACGAGUGUGCGGCAGAGUGCCAGGCCGAGGUCGUCUUCGACUGCCAGUCCUUCGAGUUCUGCUAUGACACUGGCAACUGCAUCAUGAGCCACAUCCACCCCGACGAGCACCCGGACUCCAUCAUCUCCAGUCAGACCUGUGACCUCUUUGUCAGAGACUAUACAUCAAAAUAUACACAACUACCAGGAACGACAACUCUAUCGAAGUCGGAUAGCAUCUACCAGAGCAUUAACAACGCCAACCAGUGUGCCAAGCUAUGUACCGACUAUAACGGCUUCAACUGCAAGUCGUUCGACUACUGCCCGGACAUACACACAUGUUUCCUGGGACGAACCCAUGUGUUCGACCUUCCCAAGGCUCAGAUAAAUGUGCAGCCGACAUGCAACCAUUAUUCCAGGAACUACGCAGACGACUUUAAGAAGAUCACCAACAAAGUGAUCCGCCUGCAAGACAACCGCAUCGUGUUUGGGUUGAGUGCUGAGCAGUGCGCCAAGAUGUGCGUGGAGGAGGAGAUGUUCCAGUGCAGCAGCUUCGAUUACUGCGGCAACUCGUCCGAGUGUCGGCUGUCGACCGCCGCCAUGAGCAGAGUGGGCCAGGUCACCGUCGACAGCAGCGCAUUCUGCAGCAUCUACAACCGUCAGUACUACCCAAGUGGAAAAGUGUAUGUACCUCCUCCACCACCUACGUCUGCCAAAUACACGCCAGGUGCCAUGGCUGGUCUUGGUAUCGGUGCGAUUGUCAUCGGUCUGAUAAUCGGUGUAAUCGGUGUAUUGGCGUUCUCCAAGUUCACGAACCGACCACUUGACGAAAUGGCCGUGGCCUUUACCAACAAGUAUACGGUGUCUACCGACGAGUGACACAGGAGCAGCAGGAAUAAUCAUUUUCACUUGAUAUCUGUUUCGUGUAGUAUUCAUCACCGUUACAGCAAUUUGUAUUUUUGUUUGUAUAUAUCUUUUGUAUCACAACAUUAAGCACAUUUUAUCAACCCCAUAAUCACUACAGGUUUAAUUUUGUGUCACAUUUAAAUAUAUCAUUGCAAGUAAAAACACCACAUUACGGGAUAUUGUUCCUAUAACAUUCAGAGAAUAACUGUGAUGUUUUACAAUAGGACAGUCAUAGUGGUCUUUGUGUUGUGAAGAGAGAGAAUUUUAUUUGUGAUACAGAUUAAAAUGACAGUCUUAAGUUAUAAGCUAUUAAAGUACACAGUAGAAAAAUACACCUACAAAUGUACAUCUGGUUAAUAAAAUGUAUCGGACAAUUGAAAUAAUAAUUUUACAAAUCCACAUUAUAUUGCAAAAUGCAUUCAGGAUUCCCUUGGUUUCAAUUAUUUCCAGUUUCAUCUUUGGUGGUUGGAAGACACGAUAAAAUGCUACAUACAAAAUUAUUGUAGACAAAAAUCAAUAUUAAGCUGCCAAAAACAUCAGAAUAAUCAGAAGUGUAUUGAUAUACAGAUAUUCAUAUUCUAAGCAAGAGAUAUAAAUGUGUCAUAAUUUUAACAAUGAAAAAUAUAUUGGUUGAAAACAGUGACUAAGAGUUCAGGCUAGACACUGUUAUAUUUAUUUACAAAAAGGACGGAUACCUUAACACACUGCUAAUCUGUCCAGAGGUCUUGAGUUUCCACCUUGUAGUUGAGAGUAUGUUGACACCAAAUGACAGUCUUUCCAUUGAUGUACGUGUGAUGGUAACAAAUGCGGGUAUUUAAAUAAUAUUUGUUAUUUUGUCAUAGGAAUAAUGCUUGUUAUUUUGUCAUAGGAUUUUUAAUUGUGCUGAUAAAUGUAAACUGAAAUUAAAAUUGUUAAUUACGAAA
Molecule: messenger RNA, 4360 nt
Organism: Gigantopelta aegis
Lineage: Eukaryota; Metazoa; Mollusca; Gastropoda; Neomphalida; Peltospiridae
Exons: 21
Coding region: 495-3410 (971 amino acids)
Source: RefSeq, a predicted model, not a curated record